CUGGUACGACCUCAUGUUCCCGGCUCCAUGUGGAAUUGUAUAUAUUCCAGAGAAUCUUGUAUGGCCGUAUCUAUGGAGUAUGGUCCCGCCCUGACAUGCCUAUCCAUGAGCCCUUUACCAUCUCCGCUUGGAAAACUCUGGAGACUUGCAGGAAACGUCUGCGUCGUCUUGGAUUUUUGUUUUUAGAUUUUCUGUUUCUCUCCAUUUUUCCUUUUUUAUUUUUUGAAUAUCUGUUCGUGCAUCUCGGCAUCUUGUAAGGUAACGAUUUCCCCACAGUUAUUUCCCUACCUUUUUUUCUUCUUCUUCCCAUUUUCCAGCUUAUUUAUUUUGGUUUUUUUCCUCUCAUUUUAGCGCAUUAAUGCUAUAUUUAUUGCUGUCUCACCUAUUUAUGAGUUUCUGAGCAGUUGAGCGGAGCGGAAAGGGAGGAGAGACUCCUUCCGCCAUACGUAUUGUUGACGGAAACAGAUACAGAGAUUUAGAUAUUUAGAGAUAGAUUUUCACACAGAUUAGGGGGAGAGGGAAAAUGGAGGCGGAGUGUAAUGUUGGGAAGAAGAUAACCAUUGGUGUAUGUGUAAUGGAAAAGAAGGCGUUUUCCGCCCCCAUGGGGCAGAUUCUGGACAGAUUACAGUCAUUCGGUGAAUUUGAGGUUGUACAUUUUGGUGACAAGGUUAUCCUUGAGGAUCCAAUCGAGAGCUGGCCGAUAUGCGAUUGCUUGAUUGCUUUCUAUUCUUCUAGAUAUCCUUUAAAGAAGGCUGAGGCAUAUGCUAAAUUGAGAAAGCCCUUUCUUGUGAAUGAGCUGGAGCCACAACACCUUCUACAUGAUAGGAGGAAGGUCUAUGAGCGGCUUGAGAUGUAUGGAAUUCCUGUUCCAAGAUAUGCUUGUGUUAAUAGGGAAUAUCCCUAUCAAGAGUUGAAUUAUUUUUCUGAAGAGGAAGACUUUGUAGAAGUUCAUGGAAAUCGCUUCUGGAAACCCUUUGUGGAGAAACCUGUUGAUGGCGACGACCAUAGUAUAAUGAUAUACUACCCCAGUUCAGCAGGAGGAGGGAUGAAGGAAUUAUUCCGGAAGGUUGGAAAUCGCUCCAGCGAGUUCCAUCCAGAUGUUAGAAGAGUCAGGCGCGAAGGGUCCUACAUAUAUGAGGAAUUUAUGCCUACUGGAGGGACAGAUGUGAAGGUUUACACUGUUGGCCCUGACUAUGCACAUGCAGAGGCUAGGAAAUCUCCUGUUGUUGAUGGUGUUGUGAUGAGAAAUCCCGAUGGAAAAGAGGUCAGGUAUCCUGUUCUACUUACUCCCACAGAGAAACAGAUGGCAAGAGAAGUUUGCGUUGCCUUCAGGCAAUCAGUUUGUGGAUUUGAUCUAUUGCGGUGUGAGGGACGUUCCUAUGUUUGUGAUGUGAACGGAUGGAGUUUUGUGAAGAACUCAUAUAAAUAUUAUGAUGAUGCUGCUUGUGUGUUGAGGAAGCUGUUUCUAGAUGCCAAAGCCCCACAUCUUUCCUCAAUUAUUCCACCAACUUUACCAUGGAAGGUCAAUGAACCAGUUCAGCCUUCUGAGGUCCUAACACGCCAAGGGAGUGGACUCAUGGGCACAUUUGGGCAAUCUGAAGAGCUACGCUGUGUAAUUGCUGUAAUUCGCCACGGUGAUAGAACUCCAAAACAGAAAGUAAAGUUGAAAGUUACUGAGGAAAAGCUGUUGAAUUUGAUGUUGAAAUACAAUGGUGGGAGACCAAGAUUUGAGACGAAACUUAAAAGUGCUGUUCAAUUGCAAGAUCUCUUGGAUGCGACAAGAGCUUUGAUACCGCGGACUAGAUCUGGCCGAGAAAGUGAUAGUGAAGCAGAAGACCUUGAACAUGCUGAAAAGCUUCGUCAAGUUAAAGCUGUUCUUGAAGAGGGAGGGCAUUUUUCUGGUAUUUAUAGAAAAGUUCAACUAAAACCACUCAAGUGGGUUAAAGUGGGAAAACCUAAUGGUGAAGGUGAAGAAGAAAGACCUGUUGAAGCUCUUAUGGUUCUUAAAUAUGGGGGUGUUCUCACUCACGCGGGCAGAAAGCAGGCUGAAGAGCUGGGGAGAUACUUUAGGAAUAAUGUGUAUCCAGGUGAAGGUACAGGCCUGCUUCGUCUCCAUAGUACUUAUCGACAUGACCUUAAAAUAUAUAGUUCAGAUGAAGGUCGAGUACAGAUGUCAGCGGCCGCAUUUGCCAAAGGGCUUCUUGACCUGGAAGGACAGCUAACACCUAUACAAGUGUCCCUGGUUAGCAAGGACUCUUCUAUGCUCGAUGGUCUUGAGAAUGCCAGUAUUGAGAUGGAUGAAGCAAAGGCUCGAUUGAAUGAGAUUGUAACUUCUGGAACAAGGAUACUUCAUAGUAAUGGAUCAUCAGAGAAACCUUGGAUGAUUGAUGGAGCUGGAGUCCCUUCAAAUGCAUCUGUUCUUCUGCCCGAAUUGGUGAAGUUGACUAAGAAAGUGACAGAACAGGUACAACUUCUUGCUAAGGAUGAAGAUGAAGAACUUGCUGAGACCAGCUCUUAUGAUGUGAUUCCAGCGUAUGAUCAAGCAAAGGCUCUUGGUAAAACAAAUAUAGAUGUUGACCGUAUUGCUGCAGGUCUCCCUUGUGGCAGUGAGGGGUUCCUUCUGAUGUAUGCAAGAUGGAGAAAACUUGAAAGAGAAUUAUAUAAUGCACGCAAGGAACGCUUUGAUAUCACCCAAAUUCCAGAUGUUUACGACUCCUGCAAGUAUGAUCUUUUGCAUAAUUCACAUCUAAAUCUGGAAGGCUUGGAUGUACUCUUCAGAGUUGCUCAGUUACUUGCAGAUGGCGUGAUUCCUAAUGAGUAUGGAAUUAACCCGAAGCAAAAGCUAAAAGUUGGAUCAAAGAUCGCUCGACGGUUGUUGGGUAAAAUUUUGAUCGAUUUGAGGAACACACGCGAAGAGGCUACUAGUGUUGCUGAGUUGAGGAAUAAUCAAGAGCAGCAGUCAACCACUAGCAAGGCUGGAGAAGAAGAGACCGAGCAUCACCUCAAGCCUCAUGUAAGGUCAAAGGAAGAGUCAGAGUAUCCUCUCAAGUCUCAUUUGAGAACUGAAGAACAACCUAGAACUCCUAGAAGAAAUAGUUUCACUAGUGAAAAAUCGAUGGAUCAGGACGAAGACGACGACAAGGAGACCAAGUACCGGUUGGAUCCAAAAUAUGCAAAUGUGAGGACUCCAGAACGGCAUGUCCGGACACGCCUUUACUUUACAUCAGAAUCACAUAUUCAUUCUUUGAUGAAUGUUCUGCGAUAUUGCAAUCUAGAUGAAUCUCUCCAAGGAGAAGAGAGCUUAGUUUGUGAUAAUGCUUUAGAACGCUUGUUUAGAACAAAGGAGCUUGACUACAUGAGUUAUAUUGUAUUAAGGAUGUUCGAAAACACUGAGGUGAAUUUAGAAGACCCAAAAAGGUUCCGCAUAGAAAUGACUUUUAGCCGUGGUGCAGAUUUAUCACCAUUAGAGAAACAAGACACGGAGGCAACAUCAUGGCGCCAGGAGCACACGCUGCCAAUAAUGGGUCCCGAAAGGCUUCAAGAAAUAGGAUCAUGCCUGACACUAGAAAAGGUAGAGAAGAUGAUUCGUCCUUUUGCGAUGCCUGCUGAAGACUUCCCACCACCAUCAACCCCCCAAGGAUUUUCAGGCUACUUCUCAAAAAGUGCGACAGUUUUGGAACGUUUGGUCAACCUCUGGCCAUUUCACAAGCAUGGGAGCACCAAUGGAAAGUAGACUCUAUUUUGUAUACCCAGCUUUCGUUUUUCUUGUUAAAUUCAUACAACGUCAGGUUUUUUGGUGCAGAAGUGUUUUAUAGAUAGAGUAAUGUUUUCAUGGACCCUAUGAAUGCUGUCUAGCCGUCUCAUAGUAGACUCAAUUUUGAACCCAAGAUCAUAGCCCUUUGAUAUUUUCGAGAAUUUCAUGCUAACUAUUCAUUCCUUGUCUAUUUUAACUUCACGUU
Messenger RNA from Cuscuta campestris, 3959 nucleotides. Lineage: Eukaryota; Viridiplantae; Streptophyta; Magnoliopsida; Solanales; Convolvulaceae. The record is from the annotation of a GenBank genome assembly.